Molecule: messenger RNA, 3718 nt
Organism: Epinephelus lanceolatus (giant grouper)
Lineage: Eukaryota; Metazoa; Chordata; Actinopteri; Perciformes; Serranidae
Source: RefSeq, a predicted model, not a curated record
AAAUGUAUUUUUUGGAGAUUUGAGCACCACAAGCUGAGUGCCAUCUAGUUCUGUUAUAUUGGAGAGAAGGCAGACAUCUCUAUGGCUGAUAGGGUUUGGUAUCAUUUACAUUUGAACCAGUACCUGAAAUUCAGGACCAAUACCAUACAGUACAAUGUUUUGGUCCCUUUUAGUAAUAACAUAAAUGUAAUUUUCGAACAAGUUUCAGGUGUGACGUAUAAGACUAAGGGGCCGUACACAUGCCGCAUCUUUAUCUGUCUGUUUAACAUCUUCUUCUAAGUGCAGAGCUCUUCCAGGCGCUGCUCUGUAAGUGCUUAUUGGGCCAAAAAUAUUGUCCAUGGGACAGAUGUAAAGCUCUGACAGCCCUGAACUAAAAUGAUCAACUUCUUCAUAUUUACCACAGUUUGAUUUUUACAGAAGAAGGGAAAGAUACCUGUCGGCUGUGAUUGGUUGGUCCUCAUCACGACAUGUGGUGCAUCCUGCUGCGUUCCAGAAGUUGAACUCCAUUUAUCUCAGGGCGCAGCCAUUGUGCCCUGAAACAUAGGUGUUCUGGAACACACGCGUGCCACAACGGCAUUGCUCUGGCGUUUGAGCACGCGUGCCAUGCAUCUACAUUGAAAACAAUGAAUUUGAGGGCUCAAAAAACGCAGCAUGUGUACGGCUCCCGAGAGGCAGUUCUGCUCCUCUGAUCUACUGUCUCUGUCUCUUUGUGGCGGCUUGUGAUACUAGCCUACUAUUACUAAAAUACCAUAGCAAGGAAAAUAGAUGCUCAAACUAUUACAGUAACUUGGCAGUGCAGCGAUGGUUUUUUGCUUGCUGGGAAGCCAACAUAGCAUUGGUGGAGCUCCAUGGUGGGCUUCAAGAGGCUUCAGUCUCCUGUCUGAAGUUGAAUCCGGUUGGCUUCCAGGCUCUGGGAUGCUUCGUGGCACUUCUGCCUCUUAUGUGCUCUCAGGUACGGACAUUUGGCACAGGUGGAUUUAAUGUACCAACUCGUUACCCUUGUAAGCACCAAGUUUGGUACCCAACUUUAAUGGCUGAUAUCUCCAACGCUCAGCAACUCACACAAAAACAAUCUAGACUGAUAAAUAGCUCUACAGGCAAGAGGAAAGAAUAUGUAUUUUUGAUUUUGUGGUGGACUAUCUCUUUAAAAUAUGUCCCAAUAACACAGAUCAAUCAGUAUCUAAUCAUGUAGCAUUGUGUACAUCAACAGGUCACAACAUACUGCAUAUAGUCUUUAGGGCCCUGUUCUUGUUCCUGGCCUCAUCUCGUCAGGUGCAGCGUUAUGAUGAGAAUUAUUUCAUCUACAAGGAAGAAUGAUAAAGUUGGAAAUCAUCCCGCUCCAACAGGUACAACAGAAAUGUCAAUACAGCGCUGUCAGCACAGGAUCCUGACAGAGGUCUAAUCAAACAUCAAGUGAAAGCACCUGUGUGUGUUUGCUGUGGGUGUGUAGGGUCCUUUAAAAUGUGCCAGGCAGCUGUGUCCUGUGUCAUCACGCCCGUCGUGAACUUGCCAUCAAGUUGUCUGCGAAGUAAUCCUGAAACAUUUACUGGUGUCUGGUUUAAAGGCCAGCGAGUGUCCGUCAGUGUUGGUGGUCCUCCAUGCUGCUUUCUACUUCUAUUCCACUACAUCUCAGGGCUCGCCUCAUCAUGGCAGAGGUUUAUUUCAUUGGUGUGGACGUGGGCACUGCCAGUGUGAGGGCUGCACUGGUGACCAGGGCUGGUCUGGUGAAGAGCACUGCAGAGGAGCCCAUCAGUAUCUGGGAGCCCCAGACUGACCACUAUGUCCAGUCCUCCACUGAGAUCUGGGAGAAAUGCUGCACAGUUGUAAAGAGAGUUACCCAAAGUGUAGAGAGGAGUCAGGUUCGAGGGAUCGGCUUUGAUGCCACCUGCUCACUAGUGGUUUUGGACCAGAGCUUCCAGCCUGUGCCAGUCUGUCAGGAUGGUGACAGACACAGGAACAUAGUGAUGUGGAUGGACCAUCGUGCUGAGGAGCAGGCCGCUCGUAUAACCAACACCGGCCACAGGGUCCUGAGCAGGGUGGGAGGGGUCAUGUCACCAGAGAUGCAACCCCCUAAGCUGCUCUGGCUCAAAGAGAAUCUAAAAGAAAGCUGCUGGGACAAAGCUGCACACUUUUUCGACCUUCCAGACUUCCUGUCUUGGAAGGCAACGGGCUGUUUGACACGGUCUUUAUGCACUCUGGUGUGUAAAUGGACGUAUUGCCCCCCAGAGGGAUGGGAUGCUGGUUUCUGGACUAGCAUUGGACUGGAAGAUCUUCUGGAAAACAAGUUUUCAAAAAUAGGCAAUGCGACGUGUUCUCCAGGGAGCUCGCUGGGAGACGGCCUUACUCAGGAGGCAGCAGCAGAUCUGGGUUUGGAGCCAGGAACUGCAGUUGGUGCUUCUCUCGUUGAUGCUCAUGCAGGAGGUCUUGGUGUGAUAGGUGCAGACGUAAAAGGCUUUAACUUGCCCUGUGAGGACCAGCCCAUCACCUCACGCAUGGCCAUGAUCUGUGGGACGUCAACCUGUCACAUGGCGAUCAGCGAGCAGCCUCUGUUUGUGCCCGGAGUGUGGGGGCCCUGCCUGUCCGCCAUGGUGCCCGGCCUGUGGCUCAACGAGGGAGGACAGAGUGCGACAGGACGGCUGAUCGACCACAUGGUGAAAGGCCACGCCGACUACACCCAGCUCCAGGAAGAGGCACGGCAGAGAUGUCCUGUUACAGGUGAGAACAUCUACAGCUACCUGAACAGCCACUUGAGUUCAAUGGCUAACUCCCGCUCUGCUGUUGACCUGCUUGGCUCCAGUCUUCAUGUUUGGCCGGACUUCCAUGGGAACAGGUCGCCCCUAGCUGACCCCUCUUUGAAGGGCAUGGUGAUCGGACUGCCACUCUCACAAACCUUGGACGACUUGGCCCUGCUUUAUUUGGCCACUAUACAAGCCCUCGCUCUUGGUACGCUUCAUAUUCUGGAGGCCAUGAAAGAAGCAGGACAUGACAUCAGAACCCUCUUCCUGUGUGGCGGGUUGAGCAAAAACGCCCUGUUUGUCCAGAUCCAUGCCAACGCUACAGGUUUGCCUGUGGUGCUGCCUGACCAGACGGAGGCUGUGUUAAUAGGAGCAGCAGUCCUGGGUGCAUGUGCAUCACAGGACUACAGCACCAUACAGGAGGCGAUGGAGAGAAUGGCGAAAGUGGGGAAAGUUGUUCGGCCUGAUCGUGAACUCCAGAGCUUCUAUGAGAGAAAGUACAAAGUGUUCCUGCGACUGUUCGCCCACCAGAGGGAGUACCAGGCCAUCAUGAACCAGAGAUGAUGACACUGCUGCUGGGAGGCAGCCGAGCUGGAAGUGACUCUCUAGUGACGUAAUAGUGAUGACAAAUCCGACACGCUGGAAACGUGAACAGAAGUCUUAACCUUGCUGCUUCUCCUGAUAUUUUUAAAGGUCCAGUUUUCAUUUUCUUAAUAACCUGGAGGACAGCAGCUUUCUGAGGUUUAAUAUCUGUGGUUUAGUAACACAUGCAGGGGUUCAGACCACAGUAGAUAAGACCUCUAUGGAGACUUCAUGCAGCUGUCUGCCCUUUAGAUGCUGCAGUUUCACCCAAACUGUCAAGGAGGAUGCAACAGAUUUUACGGUCGUUGACUUGCCAGCGGCCCCUCAGCUCCAUCCAAAGUCAAAUAUCAUCAAGUCUACUGUCACCAUCAAAUGUAUUUUAAUAAAUAAUUAAAAUGAUA